Messenger RNA from Paramecium primaurelia, 2074 nucleotides. Lineage: Eukaryota; Ciliophora; Oligohymenophorea; Peniculida; Parameciidae. The record is from the annotation of a GenBank genome assembly.
AUGUAUGAGUUUGCAAAUGAGAAAAUAAGAGGAUUAAAUGGAUCUAAAAUAAUUAGAUAAGACAAAACAAAAUAUAGAGUAUGAAUGAAUUAAUUAAUAUAAUAGAGUCAUAACUUUUUUUCUGUGAAUCCUCAUGUUCGAAUGUUGAGUCAAUUAUUCUAAAAAAGCCCAUAUUUAACACAGUUUAAGGAGAUGCUCUUUUUAAGUCUUUAGUAGAUUUAUCUAAGAUCUUCAUAAAUUCUAACUGUUUUAUAAUGGAUGCAACCGCCAAUCUUAUGUAACUCAUAGAAAAAGAGAGAUCAAUAAUAUUUAAAAAUUAUUCAAUAUGCUCAAUAAACUAGAUAGUUAGGAAUCGUACCAGAAUAAAUAUAUAUAAUUGAAAUAGAGAGGUUACUUAAAGUUAUAUAAAAUGACAAUAAAGAAAUAUCUUUAAAAAUUCUAUAUGAAUUAUGUGUAGCCAUGAAUUGCAUAAUAAAGGGUAAAUAAGAAUUUGUUUUAUAUGACAAAUUUUUUGCUUAUUUAUAUCAUCAAUUUAAUUCAGGAUAUGAUUAUGUAUAAUAGUCUAUUCAAUAAAGAGAAUAUUUAAAGAAAUAAAAAGAAGAGUAAAAAUUAGGUAAAUUAAAUUAACAUGGUUUAAGAAGAGUAGGAUAAAUAUCAAUUUUAAAGAAUGAAUUUUAUUUAGAAGAAUAGUAAAAUGAUGGAAUUAGUAAUAUUCCUUAAUUGUUAACUAUAGAUUCAUAAUUGAAACUUCCAAAUUCAAGAUUAUUAUCAGGAAAACUAUCAUAAUAAGUUUAAAAUGCUGAAGUAGCAAUUCAAGAUUUAUAAAAAGAAGUAAAAGAUUAUUACAAUAUGUAUGCAGAGUAUUUUUACGAUUCAGUAAAAAACUUAAUCCAAUAUAAAGGUGGAAAUGAGUCAUUAAAUUAUAAAUUUUUAGGAUUGAAAUUUAAUAUGAAAGAAAUGCUAACACUAAAUACAGUAUAUUUAAAUGAAGAAAAUGGUACUAAAUUAUAUUUGCAUUAAUAUCAACUUGUAUCUGGAUUAAAUGAAAAGUAGAAUUCUUUAACAAAAUACUUAACAUAUUAAUCUAUGUUUAAUAAUAAUAAUAAUAAUAAUAACAAUAAAGAGGAUCAAGUUGAAAAUCUAUAAGAAUUUCUUAGAUAAAGCCCUCCUUUAUCUCCUCAUUAAUCUAAUAUACAUAUUAAAACUGAAACUGUUCAUCAAUAAACUCAUAGCAAUGAAGAUAUUAGAGUUGAAUAUGAAGAUGGAAACUAAAAUGAAUAUGAAAAUGAAUAUGGUGUUUUAUUAGAUUUUACAUUAUUUGAUCCUUAAACAACUGUCUAAUAUUAAGUAUAUUCAGUUAAUAGUGAAUGUAUAGCAGGAAUCAAAAUAACAUUUCCUGAAGAAUAAAGUAGUUUUCGAUUGAUUGAAUUUCCAUGUAUUGAACCACAAGAAGGAGGUUAUGAUUGUCAUACAUAUCAAUUCAAACCAUUAUCAAAUAUAAAAGGAUGUUAGGUUGAAUUAAUAUAGAUGACACCAAGUAGGAGAUUCAUUAAAAAUUUCAUUUUAUUGGUUUAAGAUUCAGAUAAUCCUUAAGAUCCAAAUAAAUUAAAAUUUUUUAAAUUUGAUUUCUAAAAAAAUUAAGAAAUGGGAGAUAUUUAAAAUCUACAUGAUUAGAUAAUGCCUUAUUUUAAUGAUGACUGGAGGAAAUCAAAAUUUCCCUUAUAUGUUAAUUUUCUCUAUACUCAUCUUCCAUAAGCAUAACAAUAAUAGAUUGAAACAUAAUUAAAAAAGAUUACAUUUGCUAUUAACAGUAUGUUUCCAUAUGUUGAAUAUCUAGAAAAUAAAAAGAAACUUAUGUAACUUCAUUUUAUUAUUAAAUAGUAAUCCAAAUGUAUUUGAGAUGUAUGUAUAAUAACUAGGUAGAUAUAAAAAUAGAGAUUAGUAUUAAAGGACAGUAUUUAUUCAGAUUGAAAAUUGGUAAUAAAUUUUACAAGAGAGAAUUAUAGAUAGUAUACUAGAUAACAUCAUUAUUUUUAUUUGGAAUGGUGGAUUUGAAAAUAGAAAAUUAUAGUGA